AACGAUUCAACGUUCCAUCGUUCAUCACUCGCAUCAAGAUCAAUGCUGUCGCGUAUCAAUCCCUGUCCAUUCUUAUCAGCUACAGCUCGAUCCUCAGUCGAGAACAGAAUGAUCUUCUGAUCCAAGCUUUUGCGGAGGGUUUACAAGGUCGACGAGAGGUGUCCAAGCCUGUCAUUCAAGCGUUGACCCUUUGUGUGUAUGAACUCGAUACUUAUCUCGGUCGACAUCUCUUAGCCAUCGUCGAACGGAUGAAAGACAUCAUUUCUACCACCGCCAUCGCUGUUCAUAUUCUCGAGUUUCUGGUCGCCGUCUGUCGUCAUGGACAAUUGUUCAAGAACUUUACUCAGGAUCACUACCGUCUAGUCUUCGCUGUCGCUACAGGGUACAUAUCUGAACACAACGCGCGUUCCGAGCAACCCGCUGGAGAUAGACAAGAGUUCACCUUAUCACAGCAGGUGAUUGAUUUGGCUUAUUUCUCUAUCUACGUCUGGUUCAUGGCUAUAAAACUCCCACAACGACACUUGUACGUGAGUGAUAUCGUGAAACGACUGGUGCAGGCCAAAUCGAGACGGACGGCUGUGGACGAAAAGGCGGAAGUAUGUUUUGACUGGCUGGCUAGGUAUACGUACGGCAAUGCCGACCCUCAACCGGCCAAGAGUUUCUUGGGCGAUUUGGUCAUGUCGGACGAAAACGAGGAGGCGAUCAAGAAACAGAGCUGGCUGUUGGAGAGGGAAAUUGUGACUAUAUGGGUCAAUGCUCGAAGUGGGUGGACAAGGAUUGAAAUCACCAGACCGACAGGAACCAUACUCCAGACCGGAAAAUUGGAGAAUGUACCCUUGCUCGAUUUAGGAGAAGCCAAUGCCGACCUGGUGACCCUACCUGCUGUUCUCAUGGCCAAUCGGACGAUCCUGCGACCAUUGACAGAAGAAGCUUCUACCGCCAACGAUUUGUCCAUAGCCGAUUCUCAACAUGGAUAUAUUUGGUCUGGUGCCACUCCAUCACAACGACGUAAAGAUGUCGCCAUUGAACCUGCCUAUGUAUUCUUACAACUACUCUCCGCAUAUCCUUACUCGUCACUUGAUGCUCCUCGAGGACGUAUCAUACCGUCUGAAGAAAAGUAUAUGCGGGCAUUGAAAAACAUCGGAUACACUCCUGUGAUCGAUACGAUGAAAAUCGCUGUUAUAUAUGUAGCUCCUGGUCAAAUCGCCGAGGAUGAGAUUUUAUCCAAUAUCGACGGUUCUCCUCUUUAUCUCGACUUUCUUCAAGGUUUAGGUCGUAUCCUCCGACUGAAAGGACAAGUAGACGUUUCCGUCGGUGGUUUAGAUACGGAAGAUGAUUCCGAUGGAGAAUACGCUUAUGCUUGGUGGGACGAUUUAACUCAAACGGUUUAUCAUACAGUCACCAUGAUGCCAAACCUUGAAACAUCUACUCAAAAUAAUAAAAAACGUUUGAUAGGUAAUGAUUUUGUUAAAAUCGUAUAUAACGAUUCUGGAGGUAUAUUCGCUUUCGAUACUAUCAAAACAGCUUUCAACCUUAUCAAUAUCAUCAUAACCCCUCAUUCCCCUGCUACCGCUCUCACCUCAGUCCCGGAAGAUCAAUAUGGUGGUGAUUUCUUCACUGUAACACUGCAGAGAGCACCUGGAAUUCCAGAUUUUUCACCUUUGGGAGAAGGUAAAGUCGUCAGUCGUCGAUCGUUACCUAUUUUGGUCAGACAGAUAGCUCAGUUGGCGAAUGAUAUGGCGGCGAGGUUCACACAUAUUAGGGAUGCUUCAGAUAUGAGUCAAGCUGAAUAUAUAACUCCUUGGAGAUCGAGAUGGCAGGCCAUUGAACGUCUUCGAGCAAAUUUACCACCUGUGGAAUUACCGGAUGAGGAUGAUACUUUGGCCAGGGAGGUUUUGUUGAGAGAUUUUACUCGUGGAAUCUCACUUCCACCAACAAAAGAUUGAUUCAUUGCAUCACCACACUUCAAGUUGAAGAAAGAAAGAAAAAAACGGCAAAGCACGGCGUUACCACAUCUUUUGUAUCAAUAAUCAAUAACCACUUUUCAUCGUGUUAAACACUUUUCUUCACUUGGUGCUUUAGCUCGAGAUGCAUAUGACAUAUAUGAUUCU
Molecule: messenger RNA, 2111 nt
Organism: Tremella mesenterica DSM 1558
Lineage: Eukaryota; Fungi; Basidiomycota; Tremellomycetes; Tremellales; Tremellaceae
Exons: 4
Coding region: 249-1946 (565 amino acids)
Biological process (GO): regulation of small GTPase mediated signal transduction; negative regulation of TOR signaling; positive regulation of GTPase activity
Cellular component (GO): nucleus; cytoplasm; TSC1-TSC2 complex
Molecular function (GO): GTPase activator activity
Source: RefSeq, a predicted model, not a curated record